Larimichthys crocea (large yellow croaker) is the source of this 1877-nucleotide messenger RNA. RefSeq names its product protein FAM177A1. The record is from RefSeq and is a predicted model, not a curated record. The transcript has 5 exons. Bases 42 to 806 code for a protein of 254 amino acids. NCBI's taxonomy places the organism in Eukaryota, Metazoa, Chordata, Actinopteri, Sciaenidae.
CGUCACGUCACGUCACGUCACGUCACGCACGGCCGCGGAGGAUGCGAGGCACUUCCGGGUGUGGCCGCGCGGAGGGGUGUCGUUGUGCGGUGGGUGCAGCAUCCAGAGAUACAAAGGAGACGGCGACAAUGGCCGAUAUAUCACUGUACCUCACUAACGUCAAUGUGUCCAUAGGACAGACCAUGGACGUGCAGCAGACUCCGAGCCCUAACCCGGGUAAAGACUUUGAGAGUGUGGAGCUUGGGGAGCUAGACAAGAGAGAGGAGCAGCAGCACCAGCAGGAGGAGCAGAGGGAGAAGGUUCCUCGCAGGAUCAUUCAUUUCUCCAACGGGGAGACCAUGGAGGAGUACAGCACCGACGAGGAGGAGGGAGAGGACAAGGAGCCAGAGAGGAAAGACCUUUUGUCCUCCCCGGUCGAUGCGGUGAGGUCAAAGUUGACCUGGGGUCCAUACUUCUGGUUUCACAUGUGGAGAGCUGCGACGUCCACCAUCUCAGCCUGUGAUUACCUGGGGGAAAGGAUGGCCUCCCUCUUCGGGAUCACAUCAGCCAAAUAUCAAUACGCCAUCGACGAGUACUACAGGAUGAAGAAAGAGAGGGAGGAAGACAAAGAGGAGAACCGGCUGUCAGAAGAAGCAGAACGAUCCUUUGACCAGCUGCAGUGUCAGGGAGACGAAGACGAAGCGAUCACCAUAGCGGACCAGACACAGGCGUCCGCCGCUCACCCUGAUGUGACCUAUCAGGUCGAGGAUGAAAGUCAGGCACCUUCAAGCACCAUCGUAGUCCCCGCGAUCGUCACGGCAACCUAAGCAUCCCUAGAAAUGGACGUUUGCCCCUUACUGUCUGUCUGUUUGUUAAAGAAGGAACACUGUCUUGUUUCACCAAGCACCGUUUGGUUUGUGUACGACACAGCUUUAGAUGGGCAGCGCUGCUGUAUUGUGGUUGUUUGGCGAGGACGUUAGCGGUGACUGCUGAGUGUCCCUUUGGAACAGUGUGGUAACUGAUGAAGCACCUGCCGGAUAAUGAAGCAACAUAUUCAGAGCAUCAGAUACAUUAAAACAAACAAAUGUGUUUUGAAAACAUACAUUAUGAGCCAGAAAAUCAUUAGCUCCUCAGUUAUUACAUUAUCCAGCCGCAUUUGCAUUAUCAGUUGCUGCAGCAGCCUCCCAAAUUUGAACGUUUGCUGUGGAGUGACCGUUAAAUGUCGCUCCCCUGUGCCUCCGACGGACCAGACACUGUGCCUAAAUCACCAAUACAGCCAAGUCAGUGACAGUUCUGGAUGAAAAAAUAUAUUUGAAAAUGAUUUAAGACAUUUUUAAAUAUUUGAUGCACGUCCAACAGCUGUUUUCGUCCAGAUCUGGUCAAACUGGUGCAUUCUUGUUAAACCUGGCUGCACCAAAGAGCUGGCCAUUUUGACACACACUCACCUUUUCAUUAGCUUUCUAUGUUUUUGUAUUAAUGCUUACUGAAACUUGCAUUGCACUCAGUGUGUGUGUGUGUGUGUGUGGAAGCACCGAGCACGUUUAGCCUUGGUUAUGGAAUCACCUGUGGACCACAUGUCUGACAUUUUGUUAAAAAAAGCAAUGAAAACGGGUUUAUGUGUUCUAUGUUGCUCUUAUCAUCUGCCUUAUCUGCUAUGAACAUAACAUAGUAGAUGUGGUGUGUAUGCCUUUGAUAAUGGCAGGGAGCAUUGUUACACUAAGUCUGUAUAAAGAGUUGCAAACUUACAUUUUUAACUGUUUUUCGUACGAUUUUUGAUAUUUCUGUAUUUAUUUAAUUGAACUGACGAAGCACUUAAUUUAAACAUUUUUUCUAUUGAUUUAGUAAUACUGUAAUGAACUGUUAAUAAAAUCAUAAUUAUUGUCUGACUUUUCUACUCA